Messenger RNA from Trichoplax adhaerens, 1419 nucleotides. RefSeq lists its product as uncharacterized. The transcript has 10 exons. Bases 1 to 1419 code for a protein of 472 amino acids. NCBI's taxonomy places the organism in Eukaryota, Metazoa, Placozoa, Uniplacotomia, Trichoplacea, Trichoplacidae. The record is from RefSeq and is a predicted model, not a curated record.
AUGGAAUCUGAUGAGGAUUAUAAAUCCUUCAGAUUUCAAUUCAAAUAUAAAGAGAGUAAGAAAAUGCAGGAUAAAGAAGUUUAUUUUUCAAAGUCUGAAGACGGGUGGUCACAAUUAAUAAAAUUGAACGAGUUUAAGAUUUACUAUGAACUCCCUCAGCUUCAGUUUAAUUGUUCGGAGGCUGUUAAACCAGAGUGCAGGUUGCAAAGUCUUCCCUUUGGCAAAUGCCUAGUUGAAGACAAGUGCCUUGGAGAGAAGGACAGUAAUAGCUUGUUUGGGGAAUACUUUCCAGGAAACUGCUACCAACAGCCUGCAAGUUGUAAUGGAAUGACUAGCAAUGAGAUUACUCAAACCUUUGCAACAACGAUUGCUGCUCGUAAAAUUCCCUAUCAAAGUCGUGGACGAGUGCUAACUAUAAGUAUAGCAACUCAAAAUAGUGAAGUGCAUUCCAAUAGUAGCGGAGUGCAACAGGAUAUUAAUUUAAGCCGGACUAUAAAAUAUAAAGAACAAACACCGGGCUCUUGUAAUUUUGGCCCAGAAUCAGCUGAUUCUUUCUCCCAAGCAGUAGAUGCUGAUAAAUUAGUAUUUAAGGAAGAAUAUUAUCGAAGAAGCCAAAUUAUAGACAAUACGAUUAUGAAAUCUUAUGAAAAGAUCGAAGAUCAAGACUCUGCUGAAGAGAACAAUACAAUCCGGCAAAAAGAUAGGCAUAUAUUAGGAAAGUUUCGCAACGAAGUUAACAACAUGACUGAAAGUUUUAAUACAUUGACUGUACCACAAUUAGCAGACGUUGAGAAAAUUUUCUUCGGUUUCAAACGAGGUAUCGCGAUCAUAAGUGUUGCAUUAGCUAAGCAAUCCUGUGAAUCUCCAGUGAUUCUCAGGACCUACCUUGCCAAACUCUAUGAAGGAACAUUGCCAGAAUUUUUGGGAAAAUUUUUACUACUUGGUCUAAUGCAAUGCUCGAAAUUUACCGUGGGUGACUUUCCGGCCCUAAGUAAAUAUUGUGCCUCUUCGAGAGCAAUAAAGUAUGGCUUUAGCUAUAAUUGUAAAGUAGCCUACGAUUACCUUGAUCGAAAGAGAUCAAAUGAAUUAAGGACAACAGUUGUACAAUUGGAGGUCUUUAAAAAUUGCACAACUUCGCAAGGCUGUGAAAGCCAUAGAAGAGAUGCUGUUGUGAGAGAAUGUGAGAAACUUUGCCCAGGUUGCCUCGAGAUGGAUUGGUAUGAUUCGCGUGAAUUGUUGAAGCGAACUAUCAUAGGGGAAGGGCCUAUGAUGGAAUAUAGGCAGUUAGCAUCAAAGUCGGAUAUUUCCAAACUUUUCAAAGGCGGAGGGGUUUAUCAUGUAUCUAGAGGUGAUGUGGUAAUAAGUAGAAAGGGCGAAAUACGCGUAAAAGAAGAAAAACUCGUUGUUACAACGUUGUAA